Rotaria socialis is the source of this 393-nucleotide messenger RNA. Lineage: Eukaryota; Metazoa; Rotifera; Eurotatoria; Philodinida; Philodinidae. The record is from the annotation of a GenBank genome assembly.
AUGCAUUAUUUACCAACAAUUUAUAUUGUGUUUCUUGGUUUUGCUGUCUUAAUUGUUGACUGUAAUGUAGUGAACACACAAAAUGGAAUAAACAAUGUUAAUCUUGAUUGUUCAAAAUUUAAACCAGAUCUAGAUGUACUUCGAUCUUUCUCAUAUACGGUACAACUUAAUCCACUUAUUACAAUUGGCAAGACUUACGCAAUUAUGAAUUCUGUUAGUCAAGUCGAAGAACUUAGUAUCUACCAUCAGAUUAAUCUGCCACUGGAUGUUUUCUGUCAUGUUGAUUUACGUACUCUUCGAGUUAAUGGCACUCCAUUUGUUUCACAAUUUGAAUUCGAUGAUGAUACUAUAUCAACUGGUUUAUCUCCUUUAAUCAGUCGUCUCAAUCAAUGA